Naegleria fowleri is the source of this 2286-nucleotide messenger RNA. RefSeq lists its product as uncharacterized. The transcript has a single exon. NCBI's taxonomy places the organism in Eukaryota, Heterolobosea, Eutetramitea, Acrasida, Naegleriidae. The record is from RefSeq and is a predicted model, not a curated record. Gene Ontology annotation, molecular function: protein binding. The coding region runs from base 1 to 2286 and encodes 761 amino acids.
AUGCUCCGACAGCAGAAUAACGGAGGAGGUGGCUCAAGCACCCUCACUCAAUCUAAAAAGACAUCAACCUUUACUCCAACCGAUCAGAGAGAAUUGUACAGAGAUGCGGUCAAACAACAAUCAUCAAAUCCUUUCAAAUUGGAGCGAGUGGUUAAUUAUGACAAUAUGUUUACUGGCCCUAAUGAUGGUUUACAUCCAUCGUACGGAUUUCGCUUCGGGGCUUCCCACAACUACAAUCCUAAUUAUUUCCCUCCCAAAUCAUUUGUAAAGAGUGGGCGAAAUGAGCCUCACAUAGAGAGUACGAUAUCAGGACCCGACCGAUAUAAAUUCUUUCAUCGACCAGUGAUUGGACCCAUGCGAGAGGAGGAGUUUUUGAGCUUGCCUACGAACGAAAAACAUACCGUCUACAUUACAGAGAGACCCCUAAAUAACGAGAAUUCCAUGUUGAAUGAGGGAAGUUUUGAAGAGGAAAAUGAAAGCGACCUUACGCGAGGAGCACCACCGACUCGAGAGGUGGGCACACAAUCCAUAUACAGAGAAAGUGAGGCUCAAACAAUGCCUUACUUCCCUGAAGUAAGGUCAGUCUCCAAAAAGAGAAUGGCUGAUAAUGGAAGCCUUCUCGAGAAAGAUCAUGCUGUGGUUCAGGAAAAAGAUCUUCCAGAUUACAUGAAAAUGGAUGCUCUAUUUUUUGAGGACGGAAGACAAGGAGGACAAAUCACCGAAGAUCACAUUAAAAUCGUGGAUAGAACACGAAGAAGAAAACAAGUCGAAGAUCAGAUAAAGAAUAUUGGCCCCAAUGUGGGCGAAGAAGAGUUUAAGAGACGAGUGCAAAUGUUAAAAGAGUUGGAAAUGAUCGAAUGGAAGGAGAGAGAGGAAGAAAUUGCUCAAAUGCAAGAUCGACAAAUUGAACAUGUGAGAGCCAAACUCGAGGUUCGCGAACAAAUACGAGAAAUGAAAAGUGUAUCCAAACUCGAGAAACGAAUACAGAAAAUCAAACAAGAUGCCGAAGAGAAAUUGCAACAACUUGAAAAGAAGAAGCGAAAGCACAUUCGACGAACCAUCAAAAAGUAUGACAAUCCAGAAAACAAAUUGGCAAGGAGAGACAUUUUGUUCGAAUAUGCAUUUCCUGCUUCCAAGACCUAUGCUCCAUUAUUGCGAGAUGGACAAGUCUCUGCCCUUAAUACCAUUGCGUAUGAGAUUAGACCUGCUCUUCUCACUGAUCCUUUGGGAGUAGAGGAGGUUCAAAUGAAUCAAGUGAACAAAUUCCUCAUUAAAGAGAGCAAGCACAAGGCUCUUCCAAUCAAGGACAAGACAGGUUCGGUCAUUGUGGAUCCAUCCAAGACCAUAUCAAAUGUGGAUCGAGCGGAAAAGGUUGUCAAGGAACAUUUGAGACUCGCCAUUCAUGAUCUAGAAAAGUCUAAGACCGUUGACAAUAUUCAGGAUAGAGUUAAACAAGUUAAAGAAAUGUACAAAUCAACGCCGCGCAUUGUGAGACCUCCAACACCAACUUUGGAGAUUUUCGAGGAAGCAGAGACAGACGUCAUGGCUGAUGAUAUCGAAAAUGCAGUCGUAUUUAUUCAGAAAUUACUUCGAGGCAGGGCUGCCCAAGAAGAGUUUUAUGAAGGAAAAGAGAGAAGCAUUGAGCUCAUCAAGGAGCUUCAAGCUGUCGAGGAAAUUAAACAAAAGGAACGAGAAAAGGCAAAAUCGCAUGUCUUCAAGGAGCAAAAGAGGCGACAAAAUAUGGACCAAACUCGAGAAAUUGUCAUGGAAAAUUUACAAGGCAAACUUAUCAGCAAUGCACUUGAUUUCUUGUCGAAGGAACUCAUAAGACAGGAGGAGUUGAAACGAGUGAAACAAUUGGUCGAAUUUGCAGAAAAGGAACGAAGCCAAAGGGAGCAAGAGGAGUCAAAACGAAGACAAUCGGAGGAAGAAGAGCGUCACAAAAGAGAGCAAAUUCAAGCUGAAACCAUCCAAAUUCACAACGAUACUGUCUCAACGUUCUUGUUGGACAUCUUCAACUCAUGCUCUGUGAAACUUGCAGAAAAACAAGCCCACCACGACGUCAUUCAAGAGCGUUUGACAGAACAAGCCCAACGCGACCGAAGUGUUGUAACACCUGAAGAGUGUCACAUUAAGGAUUUAGUGCGGUCCUUCCUGUUGCCCCAAGUGAAAAGAGAAAUUUUGAAGAAGAAGAUCGACUCCAAUCAAAGCAAAUAUCUGCACGCUUCCCACUCUUCUCUGUUCAAUGCUCUGAGUGGCACUUCACUCGAAGAGAUCCAAGAAUAA